AUGUACCCCUUCUCCAAGCCCUGCAUCUCCCACCUGCCUGGGCAUUAUCUCAUUAAGGAUGAGGAGGUGGGGAGAGGACAGGCAUACAACGUCCCUCUAGAGGCAUGAGGGAGGAGAGGCCAGAACACACAGAGGGCCUCCUCUUUCAGUUGUCUGAUUGCCCUCUCUCCUCACACAGUAGGUUAUUGUUUCUCCUGCUAACUGCUCAGGAGGCAGUGGGAUGGGCAUGGCCUGGAGACACAGCAGCCCAGCCUCUCUGCAUUUGCUGUUUGUGAAUAG
Messenger RNA from Talpa occidentalis (Iberian mole), 279 nucleotides. It is a transcript of the gene HEPN1, whose product is annotated as hepatocellular carcinoma, down-regulated 1. The record is from RefSeq and is a predicted model, not a curated record. The transcript is spliced from 3 exons. Lineage: Eukaryota; Metazoa; Chordata; Mammalia; Eulipotyphla; Talpidae.